Messenger RNA from Megachile rotundata (alfalfa leafcutting bee), 5216 nucleotides. RefSeq names its product Glucose transporter 1 (gene Glut1). The record is from RefSeq and is a predicted model, not a curated record. Gene Ontology annotation, cellular component: membrane. Lineage: Eukaryota; Metazoa; Arthropoda; Insecta; Hymenoptera; Megachilidae. Gene Ontology annotation, biological process: monosaccharide transmembrane transport. Gene Ontology annotation, molecular function: hexose transmembrane transporter activity.
ACAAUGACAGACGUUGCCGGACGAGUGACAGAACAAGGACAGCGAACGAAAGCUAUCAGCGACGGAGAAACAAACGGGAGAGGGGAGGAAAGUCUUUGGAUUUCGUUUAAUCUUCCAAGAGAAACAGGGAACGAGCGCGUUUAGUUGUGCCGCAUUCGUUGUCUCGUGGUGUUGUUCUUUCUCGUGCCACAUAAACCGGUAUGUAGUAAUCGUAUACUACGGCUGUUCUGUGUUCGUUUUAAACUGUUCGAGAAACAACAGUGAACUUCUCGGUCAAUCGCGAUGUUGAUCUGGAAUUAAAGUUUCGCCGUAAGGUUCACGUAGUGUUCACGAUCGUGUUGCAGUGAGUCAGAGAACAAGAUCGGAGUACGUGGUUCGUUGAAACGUACCGCAGUGAUCCACGGUGGAAAUUCCGUCGAUUCUUUCGUUUUAUCGCGUUAACUUCUCCACCCGUCUGUCACCUGGCUUGACCCGUUUUCAACGGACCAUCGCUUACAUUACAGAAACCCCGAGUGGCGAGUGGUCCUCGCGACUCGAUUCGGGACACGGGAAACGUCGUGGCGUGUUUAAUAUCAUCGUCGAGCACGAUGGCUUGCGAAUUAUUUAAGUCUGCAGAAACAGGUCAGCGUUAUGAGUAUGAACUUGAGUGCCAAGCUGGACGAGCUGCAGCGGGGUGACCGCCAGCUGGAGACCACCGUCGCCCUCUGCGAGAUCCGCACCCAGCUGCAGGAACUCACCAAGAGCGUAGAGUCUUGCCAGAGCGAGGUCAGCGAGGUCAAACGGGACAUGGUCGCGAUCAAGCAAGAACUAGAUACAGUACAACAGGUGAAAGAAGAGAUAGAGGAAUUACGAGAAUACGUGGAUCGACUCGAAGAACAUUCACAUCGACGGAAACUUAGACUUUUGGAGCAGGGGCUAACGCUUUUCCUGUCGUAUGCAAUACUGGCAGCAGUUUUAGGGAUGUUGCAGUUUGGAUACAACACUGGAGUCAUUAAUGCGCCGGAAGUGAAUAUUGAAAAUUUUAUGAAAGACGUAUACAAGGACAGGUACGGAGAGGACAUUUCAGACGACUCCGUGAAGAAAUUGUAUUCCGUGGCAGUGAGCAUAUUCGCAAUCGGUGGUAUGCUUGGUGGUUUUAGUGGAGGAAUAAUUGCCAACAGAUUUGGCAGAAAGGGGGGCUUACUGCUAAACAACGUGCUGGGCAUCGUGGGGGCGUGCCUGAUGGGUUGUACAAAAAUUGCUCAGGCAUACGAAAUGUUGUUCUUCGGACGGUUCAUCAUUGGUGUCAAUUGUGGCUUAAACACCUCGCUGGUUCCCAUGUACAUAUCGGAGAUAGCACCAUUGAACCUGAGAGGCGGCCUAGGCACGGUGAACCAGCUCGCUGUUACGGUGGGCCUCCUGGUCUCCCAGGUGCUGGGCAUCGAGCAAAUCCUUGGAACGAACGAUGGUUGGCCGGUUCUCUUAGGGCUAGCUAUCUGCCCUGCCAUUCUACAGUUGUUGCUGCUUCCAGUUUGCCCUGAAUCUCCAAGAUAUUUGCUCAUUACCAAACAGUGGGAGGAAGAAGCGCGUAAAGCUUUGAGAAGGUUGAGAGCCAGUAACCAAGUGGAGGAAGACAUCGAGGAAAUGAGAGCGGAAGAGCGGGCUCAACAAGCCGAGUCUCGAAUAUCGAUGACAGAGCUCAUAUGUAGCCCGACUUUAAGAGCACCCCUUGUUAUCGGUGUGGUUAUGCAACUUUCCCAACAGCUUUCAGGCAUUAAUGCUGUGUUUUACUAUUCGACAAAUUUGUUCACUAGUUCUGGUUUGACAGAGGAGAGUGCCAAGUUUGCAACCAUUGGCAUAGGUGCCAUUAUGGUUUGUAUGACGUUAGUAUCCAUCCCGCUUAUGGAUAGAACCGGAAGGCGUACGCUCCACUUGUACGGUCUUGGUGGCAUGUUUAUCUUUUCAAUAUUCAUCACAAUUUCUUUUCUGAUAAAGGAGUUUUUCGGUUAUGUGCAGGAAAUGAUUGACUGGAUGUCUUAUCUGUCGGUCGUGUCGACGUUAAGUUUCGUGGUGUUCUUUGCUGUCGGACCUGGCUCCAUUCCUUGGAUGAUCACCGCCGAGCUGUUCUCCCAAGGUCCUAGACCUGCUGCCAUGUCUAUCGCGGUUCUUGUCAAUUGGAUGGCUAAUUUUUUGGUUGGCAUUGGUUUUCCAAGUAUGAAGACUAGCCUUGAAAACUACACGUUCCUACCAUUCAGUGCAUUCCUAGCCAUCUUCUGGAUCUUCACGUACAAGAAGGUUCCUGAGACCAAGAAUAAAACGUUCGAGGAAAUUCUAGCUUUAUUCAGGCACGGUAACGACAGCAGGAGCAGCUUGCGGGACAGCAGACUUUAUGGGAGCAUGCUAAACUGUGUGAAUGCAUUAGAGGGACACAUUCCGCCAGCAGAGAGUGCAGCCCUGAUGGUGGCCGAGGAGAAGCCACAUCCUGAUUCAUUUGUGUUUGCAGCUGGAUCAGAGCGAUCUUCCGGCGCACCCGCUCAACCGGAGAGACCACCGCCCCCGCUUCCCCCGCCACGCUUUCCGAACAGCGGUGUCUGACAAUGGGAAACAGCUCCUCUUAAUAUUGGUAAUCUAGUGAUCAUGAACGCGUCAAUCCCACUGCCGUUACUGCUCACCACGAACAGCCUCACAUUGGAGAAUCAAUUGUACGAGAUCAUCACGGAGAGGAGCAAGGCGUGCGCGGCUUUCUUGCGGAACAGUUUGCGCCGAGCGGUUAACGCGACCAUUAUUAGCUGGAGUGUCACGGAGAAUUAUGAGAAUAAUGUGUCGUGCAAUCAUGCUUAGGGACGAGAGAGACGUUCGAUCUGAACGAGAACCUGUUAAUUAGAACGAACUCGAACGCGAGAAUUAUGUUCGAUAACACCUACCUAGGUGAUGGUCACAAGAUCUAAAUGCUCGUCGUUUCGCGGAUCUUACGACCGGAGAUAGUCCGAAAUUUAAAUUCUAGUUUGGAGAUUUUAGGCCACGAGACUCACUCAGAUAUCAUGUUUCAUUUUUCUUUUAUUACUGGUCUGAUGACCACUGAGAGUAAAAGAGUUAGUUAGGUUCUGGAGUAUGAGAUCAAUAACUUAACUGCGACUUUACAUUAGUAUAAUUUAUUGAUAGCGAAAUAUGCUUUAUGUUCACUGCUUUGAAUGAGUAAUUAUACGUUUUGAUUUAGAAACAUUUUGUAGAAGUAUAAAUUUGUAAAACUAAAGACUUGCUCAGAAAUGGAGUACUGGUACUCUGGAGUUCUUACGCCUUUAUUUUGUUUAUAGCCUAAUCAUGCUUCAAAAAUUAUCCUAAACUUCUGCAUAGAUUUUAUGUAACAAUUUUAACAAUUUUACAAAUUAUUUAAAAUUCAUAAUAAGUAUUAAUCUUAACAUCUCUACCACUCCGAAAGAAUUGAAUAAUAAACAAACUAGAACUUAUAUUUCGAAGCGAAGAAUUAUCAAGAGAAAUUAGAUAGAAACGAGGUAACUCCUCGAUAAAAAAAGAAUCUAAAUAAUGUUUCGAAAGUGAUUGUGCCUAGAAGAAAAAUGCGUUAAAAUGCGUUGGACCGUGAUCACUACAAGCAUUUGGACUUCGUGCGACACAUCGAAUAAUAGAACGUAUAAUUGCUAGUUGCGACGAAUCGUUUAACGAAACCCCACAGAAAACGAGAGGAAGGUGUACAUCUAUAUAUACAUAUUAUAUACUUCACUUUUAUAUACGUUCAUUUCAUAAGAUUUAUUGUACGUCUUUUUGUAUCACUGUCGUCUUUAUAUCUCGUUGCACUGUACUAUGACUUACAGCGUUAUGUGUUGAUUGAUCAAUUGAAUUGAGUGUUAAUCUGGUAUCGACCAAAACGAGCCUAGAUGUGUUUAAUAGAAACGACAGACGUUCGAUUAGAAACGUCUUAUUAUACGGUGCCUCGCAGGACAUUUUACGAAAUUCGAUUUUAUCUUAUGAAGGUACAGGGACGCAGUGGUACAAACGAGCGGGUGUCAUUUAUUACGGUAAUGAAUUUCUGUUCGGACAUUUAACACGUUCACUACCAUAGUGUGCCAUACUACAACAUUACCUACAUUAACAUUAUACUAACAUUAUUAACUUUCUAACUUCGAUGAUGCUGUUCGAAAAGGUUCCUUCUUCAAUAUUCAGUUAUUUGAACACUUAAUAAUAUUAUUAUAUAAAAUAAUUUAAAUCACUGUAAAAUUUCAAGAAUUUAAAAAUUAUUGUUCCAAAAUACUGAAAGUGUUUGAAUCUUUUGAACCAGUUAAAUAAAUUAACAACGUGGUAGUCAACGUGUUAAGAUUUUGUUUCCGUAACGAUUAUAUAAACGAAAGCAAAAAAAGGAAAUAGAUCGCGUGAAAUUCCGUUUCGCUGAUUUGACGCCAUGAUAGUUUUCGCACGAGAUUCACCCCUUCGAUUGAACCACAAUAAUCGGUAGUACCUUGUACAAUUCAGAGGCAUGCCUUUUCUUACUACCUUUUGUCGUUAAUGUUUUACACCGAAAUGCACGUAAUUCGAUGUUAGGCAAACUCUUUAGGGGCAGAAUGUCCCUCGUAUGUACAUACAUGUAUAUACUGUAUACUUCUACGGUACUUAACACGACUCGUAAGAGAAAAGAAUGUAUGAUAAUCCUAUACUAUUUGAUAUAGUAUACUCGAUUCCCUAUUAUUACACGAGGAGUAUACCGACAGGAAAAAGAUUGUUUCGGUCGUUUUAAUCGCAGCGAAUCUCGACUGGGAAACACUUUUAAAGCACCUUUACGUUGAAUAACGAGGAACUGGCGUUCGAUAGAUUAAACUCAUGAUUAAUUAACGAAAAAUUCUACUGUUAUUCAACGAUCAUUUUCAAUUUAUUUUUUCCACUUAUUUAUAAAUAAGUCUUUCGUUUGGUAAUAAUCAGCACCGAAAAUACAUAAAACACCAAGGACUAAAAACCACCCUCCGCGCUAGGUUACUCGAUAAACUAAACACAACUUCGAAACGGUUCACUAUACUUGCGGUAUAAUCGCGAUAUAAUAUUGUAGAAUAGAACGAAUAAAUAAAUAAAUAAACUAAAUAAAUAACAUCAUGUGCAGUGAAUCGCGUCUGUUGUAACUUAAACGAAAAAGGCAAAAAAAGAAGAAAAAAAGGUAAACCUCUAAUUAUAAGCUGUCCGAAUCAUACAGAAUCAGUGAGAAAGGCAAUAAGCUAUUGAACUGAAAGAAAAAA